AUGCGCAGAACACCCGCCGGACGCCGUCGGUACUGCGCAUGCACCGGAAGCCGAAGAGAGAAGAGACAGACCGGAGGAAAGCCCCUGCACCAUGCUGAUAUCCAGGGAAGCUUCAGUUUACCCAGAAGACUGAUGCAGGUAAGCCAGGCACUAAUCAGAAUCAUGUAAACUGUAAGAAUAACCUCCAGAAUAUUAAACAAAAUGAAACCAAAAGAAAAUUUAUCAGAAAUAAGCACUUACCCUAGCUUCUCCCAAUAACUGACCUCAGAUCAGGGGGGUUAGAUGCUAUAAGGGGGAUUUUUAAGGCAACAGCCGACCCCACAUCCAAAUUGAAACUUUUUCUCCCAUAAUAGUACAGAUGCUAAUCUGUACUAAACUCAGUUAGUCCUGCCCAUGCAGGCUGUUUACUGAGUUCUUCAGAUGAAGAGAGGCUGAACUUCAUCUGGAGGCCCAUGGUACACAUGGGAAGGUGGCCCAAAAUAAAAUAUCCUGUGUGUCCUGAAAGGACAGGAAAAAAAAGACUGUGGGAUAGAAGGAGGAGGGACCUUUUAUACCCAGUCUGGUCCGUAUUAAUUGAUUUUAUCCUGUCCUGUUCCUGAUUAGGGCGGAGCUACCCAUAAGUGAUGCUGCCAUGAUUAGCCAGGAAAUUUACAUUUAUGUGUGUAAUUUCUCUUUUCUUUGACAUUCUUUAUUUUUGUGUGCCAGAUAAAAUAUAUAAUGUUACAUAUGUCCUGUCUGAAAUGUCAAAAGUACAAUAUUGAGCAGGUAAGGCAUGUCAGAAAUUGUAGAGGGUUUGGUUCUCUUUCUAAUAAAGACCAUUCUAUUUAUUUAUGACUAUUUUUCCCAUAAUAUUCCUCACCCUCAUAUAGAUUCCAACGCUAGCAGUUUUCACUCACUUUGGUUCUGUGCUUUUUUCUUUUGGUUUUGAUUUAAGUACAUUUCUGCCAAGGGUUAUCACCUACCUUUAGGCUCUGGGUCUAAUCCUCUUAAGACCUAUUAGCCUAACUUGUUUAAUUCUUCUACUGGUCACUUAACCUAUCUGUGGUUUUAAUUUUGUGGCUGAUACUUGUAAGUGUAGUGCUGUGCUAAACAUAAUUUAUAAAUUGUAUCAAAUAUGUAUAACUUUUCCAUCUCUAUUGCUAUGUUCUAGACUCAAUGUGACUCCAACUCCACAUAUAAUGAAGAAAACCUGGUCCAUCUUGUGGCAGACUUAUUUAUGACUGGGACAGAAACAGUGGCAACUACACUACGAUGGGCACUUCUCUAUAUGGUGGCAUUCCCAGAUAUUCAGGGUGAGGACAGUGGGUGCAAUUCAUAUCUUCUGGUUUGCAAAGGGCCAUUCCACUAAGAUAUUCCAGACAAAUUGUAUGCAGUUGAUUAGUCAUAAGAACAACAUCUAUGCCACAAAUACAUUACAUGAUGCAAUAGCUCUUUUUUGUAGAGGUAAGGUAUUUUUCUAAUUAAAAACAGGAAUUAUUUCAAAAUUCUAAAAGGUCAAUCAGGACUCACUAUAUUACUUUUCUCAGACAGACACACAAUGAGACAGUUAGUUUUGGAAAUGUAUUCUCAUUUCAAGGAAAGUGAGGGGUUCGAUAAAUUGUGCUGUAUCUUUCCAAAGUAAUACAUAUGCUUCUGUGCAGGUAAGGUACAGGAAGAAUUAGACGCUAUUCUUGAAGGGUCACACAUGAUUAAUUAUGAGGACCGAAAGCGAUUGCCAUACACCAAUGCUGUGAUUCAUGAGAUUCAGCGCUUUGGAAACAUUGUCUCCGUUGGAGUUGUGAGAAAGUGCAUGGCAGACAUAAGGCUACAUGGCUUCAAGGUGUCCAAGGUGAAUUACAUCCAGACUGAUUAAACCUAUCAUAUUGCAAGCAAUCAGAAGACAGAACAUACAAAAUAAAUAAUCAAGGGUCAACAUUUCCACUCACCAAUGGCAAUUAGUAAGUGAAAAUGUAGCCCUGGCAUGUAGCAAUUCACCUCUAGUGAAUAUGCCAUGGACCUUCCAGGGUUGUAGUUGCAAGUUACUUUUAAAAUCUGGCUAGUGGUAUAUGACUGUAAAUUUCCUGCACUGAUAUAAUAUCAUAAUAACAAUUAUAUAGUUACGUAAUAAUAGAAAGGACAGUGAAAUUUGUAGGAACUAAAACACAAAUUUCUAUAUCAACACAUAUUUUAGGGUAGUAAAUAUAUAGUGUAUUUUCCUUUUUUGCAAUAGGGUGUGUAUAGGCACACCCGAUACACUCUUACACAAACCUCUGUCUCUAUUUUAAGCAAGAAUAUGCAAAUUUAUAGAUGGAAUUUUAGAUGAAGAAAAAGAAGAAGACAACAAUAUCAGGAAAAACCUAAUACGUGGUCAUAAAUAUGGUCAGAGAGGUAAUAGUAUCAAUAGUGACAUUGCAACACUGUUAUCUGUCAUAAAUCUCUUAAUCACACCUCAUAUGUAGAUAUUUUUUUAAAGCAGACAACCCAGGGUAGUCAAUAUGGGGAAUGUCCAGUCUUUUUUAGAUGCCACAAACACUGGCCAAAGUUAGCAUUUAUAUUUGCUUGUGUGUUAAAAAUGCAAAAAACUAUUAUGAACACUAACAUUGGCCAGUGUUUGUGACUAAGUGGCUACUAAAAAAGACUGAACAUAUCCCAUUUGCAAUACCUUGGGUUGUCUUCUUUUGCAAAUGGUAUGCCAUAAUGGGGGUAAUUUUAUUCCCUGGGCUACCAUACGCUCUCAAUGGCAACAUAACCAAUAGACAUGUUCAAUUUGUUUCGGUCCGAAUCUAAAUUCGGACAAAUUUUGGGCAGUUCGGACAUUCGGAUGCUUCCGAAUGUCCAAAGUGCCGAAUUGCCAAAGUCCCGAAUUUCGGAAGUAUCGAACCAAACUUAAUUGCCGAAGUCCCGAAUUGCGGAAGUUGUCAGGAUUACUAGUUGAUCCAACAUGCAGAAUUAUAUCACACCUAGGACUAAGGAUAACGUAUAACUGGACCUUGGAAUGGCCGGACUUAACGUAUCCAAGAAUAGUCAGAAUCCUUGCCGAGGUCAGGGGUACAGAACGAGACACAACGAUGAGGGAAAGCCAAAGUCAAAUACCAGAAAUAAUACGAUCAGGAACACUCUCUCGGAUAACCACGACAGGGCAGUGAUCAAAAGGUAAUUUGGGUUUAAAUAACCCUCCUAAAGCGGUAAUUGGCUGUAUGUGACCUCUGACCCCAAAACGUGCGUGCAUGUCUAUGACGUGACAUCGCACACACGUGAGCACUACCUUUGAUAUGGGCAAAGACUAUUUCCUUAUUAAAAAUGGAACCGGGGGCGGGGCUUAACCUUUUAAAACUCCAUACACAUUGUCUUACCCAGUGGUAUUUGUGGCCUAUGGCUUCUGUAUUUUUGUCCCAACCCAGCGGCAUAAAAGCAUGGUGCUGCUUUCUGACCCAUACACUUAUACAAGUGGCAACCUUGACAAGCAGCCACAUGGCUUGCAACCUAACAUUAAGGCCCAUACCUACCCAACAGGCUUCCCAUGUUACUAUAUGUGUAAAUUACCUGAACGAUUAACCGUUUAUAUACAAUCCCAAGCUAACAUAUAAUUCAGAAGCUGGUUAUACCUGUGAAGCAUGCUCUUAUUAUUUUAUUAUAAUACAAUUCUUUUUUUUUUUUUUUUCAAGCUAACCUAUAAUUCAGAAGCUGGUUAUACCUGUGAAGCAUGCUCUUAUUAUAAUACCAUUCUUUUUGUAUUUAUUUUUUUAAAUACCAAAAAUGCCAGUUUAUAUACCUGUUUCAUACCACUCUUACCUGCUUAUCUUCUGCAGAGACCUACAUUACACUGUUUUUACUUGUUUAAAAUUGUGCAGUUCAAUCCUAUAUCAUGAUACUGAAUGCCUUGAUUUGCUUGUUACUGCCAUCGUAGCACUGCAGGCCUGUUUGUAAACAUUUUUGCACAAAAAAAAAAAGAAUAAUAAAAAAAAAAAAAACGGAACCGCAGCGGGCUGGUGUCUCUGUUAAUGCCGCACACACGCCGGGGACCGGGAAGGAAGGAGGUCGGGGUUUGAUUUGCUAAGAUAAGUAUUUGUAAUUUCUGUCGAUGUGACCGCUGUGUUUCAGUGCAGCCACGUCGACAGAAACCCAUAGCACCAUGACAGAAGUGCUGAAUCUCGGAAGUACCGAAAUGCUUUGAAUUUCUGAACAGUGUCAAAAAAAGAAAUAGAGGGAAAAUUAUGUGAAUGAUGACAGGGUUAGGGGUAGAGGUAGGGUUAGGGUAAGCUUAAGAUUAGUGUAGGGUUAGGUUAGGGUUAGGGCAGGGUUAGGAGUAGGGUUGGAUUACUGUAGGAUUGGCUUAGGGUUAUGGUAGGGUUUGCUUAGGGUUAGUGUAGGGGUAGGGGUAGUGUUUGGGUUAGGGUAGGGUUAAGGUUGGGUUAGAGUUGGGUUAGGGGUAGGGUUAUGGUUGGGUUAUGGUUAGUUGAAAACAAGAGUAAGAAGUUCCGUCCAACGGCCAAUAUUAAAAUAAGAAAUAAAAAGUAACUUUUAAUAUGGUCGUUUUAAAAUGCAAGUAAAGUCAAACUAGCUUAACAGUGUAACCUAAAGUACAGUGAACACACAGGAUGAGGAAGGGGAUAAUUGUACACAGGGUAAAGGUGGGGAAAUAUAUACACAGGCUAUAACGGCUGGUAAUAUCUCUAAGUGAAUGUUAAGGGUUUGGCAAAACAGGAACUCUAAUGUCUUUCCACAGCGAAGAAAGCUAACAGCUGAUAGAGAUAUCAAUUACAGUGUUGCAAAUGCUUCCCUGAUAUAGUCACUUAGGGACAAAGUAUCAAAGUUACCCAUGAGGUGUAGGGAACCUGAAAGUGUCUGUAUAGUAUAUAACUGUAGUGAGGUCACUAAAGGUAUACACAGUAAUUAAGUAAGAUACAGUAUCCCUACAUGUGGGAGAGAACAGCUGAGAUUUAUAUUAGCAGGAAAUAAUGACAAGAGAUGCCAAUUGAACCCAAAGAUAUGAUGAGCCUUAGUAGCUAGUGGAGAGAUAAAUAAACUGGCUAGAUGAGCAAGUCUGUGCCUUCAAGGGAACCUAAUAGAGAAAAGAUAAACGGCUACACUAGUUAAAGGACCACUAUAGUGCCAGGAAAACAUACUCGUUUUCCUGGCACUAUAGUGCCCUGAGGGUGCCCCCACCCUCAGGGACCCCCUUCCGCCCGGCUCCGGAUGGGGGAAAGGAGUAAAAACUUACCUUUUUCCAGCGCUGGACGGAGAGCUCUCCUCCUCCGAUCCUCCUCCAUUCCGCCCCGUCGGCUGAAUGCGCACGCGCGGCAUGAGCUGCGCGCGCAUUCAGCCGGUCGCAUAGGAAAUCACAGUGAGAGCACGCAAGCGCCUCUAGUGGCUGUCAAUGAGACAGCCACUAGAGGCUUUGGGGGAAGGCUUAACCCAUUAAUAAACAUAGCAGUUUCUCUGAAACUGCUAUGUUUAUAAAAAAAAAAAUGGGUUAACCCUAGAAGGACCUGGCACCCAGACCACUUCAUUAAGCUGAAGUGGUCUGGGUGCCUAGAGUGGUCCUUUAAGAUGCAGACUCUAACGUACAAAUAUUAGUCCAGUCUAUGGUUUAGUGGCAUAAUAUAGAGUAUAUAGGAAAGCCACCCUUAAGAGUCUGUCUACUGGUAGCUGAUCGAGGGUUUCAUACCCUGUGUGCCUAAUAUCGGCAUCUAGCUCAUAGAAUAAAUCAGUGCCUUCAAGGGCACCUAACUAAAAAAAAGAGUUAACUGCUACACUAGCUAACAAGAAAAAAUAAUGGCAAGUAAAAAUGUAUACAUCCAUGUAGCGGAUGGUAUUACGGCUGUCCUAAAAGACUGUGUUAAAAAUGCAAUUUGUGUGUUUAUUUUCCUGUAUAGCUAAAAGUGUAUGUAGUAUUCGUAUGAUUGUUCGGUAGUUUUCAUCCGUAUUCCAUACGAAUGAAAACUACCAAACCAGUAGACCACCCCAGAGAGGAGUGUGCGCCUUAUUAGGCUUUCACACUUCUCUAACCGCAGGUUAAUUGGUACGAUCGGUACUUUGUGCAUGUAUCUGGGUGGCCGCCGUUCGGCAUACAAACACGUGGCGGCAGCCAUCUUACGACUCGAAAACAUCAGCGGUGUUUGGUCGUCGAGUGUCUGGAACUCAAAUCGGACACUCAAUUACCCGAACACCGCUGAGACCUCCAGAGCUCCGUAACUUCCAAACGGAAGGGCUAAUCAGCCCCUCGUUCGGUGAGUUAAAAGUACCGAAUAAGGGUAAUCAUGCGAAUACAGUUUUAAUAGUGGAUGUCAUGUAUUUCUGUGUAUUUUACCUCCCGAACGGAGACCGACCGCAGGGCCAAAACACAUGGAACCCUUUUCGGCUACCAUCUCGUGUGCGGUUGGUCAAAUUGCCUCUUCCACAUAACUCCCGAACCCCUGGUCUGAUCUGGGUGAAUUUUGGAUAUGUUGGUCACCCAGAUCAGGGCUACCAGGGGGUGCCACUUAGCUCAUUGCACCUAACUGUUUUGGGGUACAUCCAGAAUUCGGGGAAAACUACAGUAUGUUUAAUGGGAUUACGUGUCACACUGAGGGGAGGAGAUGUGUGGGAGGUAACUGUUACAUUAUUGGCUACUGUCUUAAUUAUGGUGAAUCCCUCCCUUGCAUGGGAGAAUGCUUUAAAAGGAGGUUGUGUGGAUUAAAAGUCAGUUCUGCUCCUGAUGCUGUGUGUCGUCCAGUCAUUGGGAUUGAUGUUGGGAUAUUGUUGGAUUGUUUUACCUGCUGGAAUUAUUGCCUUAUGGAUUUAUAAUACUUGUUCCUGAGCCUCACUGGGAUCCGCUACAGUCCGGUUACAGACCAGGAGGCAAAAAUUGCCCAAAAUAUAUCGGGGGUCUGACCGUUCUGUAGAUUACGGUAGCAAGUUGCAGACUACCAAGGGUUUAAUAGCCCAAUUUCUUUCAGGAAUCUGACCUUCAGCUGCACUGUCAAGCUGCUCGUAGGAGCCCCUGGGUUAGAGUUAGGGGAGGGUUGGUUUAGGGUUAGGAUAGGGAUAGGGCUGUUAGGGCAGGGUUGAGUUAGGGUUGGAUUAGGGUUAGGAUAGGGUUAAAAUUAGGUUAGGGUUGGUUUAGGGUGGGGGUAUGGUUAGGGUUGGGUUAGGGUAGGGUAGGGUUAGGGUACGGGGUGGGGUUAGAGUUAGGUUAGGGUAGGGUUGGGGUGUGGGGUAGGGUUGGGUCAGGGUAUGAUUAGAGUUAGGUUAGGGUAGGGUUGGCUUAGGGUUAGGGUAGGGUUAUGGGCUAGGAUAGGGUUAGGAUUAAGGUAGGAUUAGGGAAGGGUUAGGGUUAAGAUAAGGUCAGAGUAGGGUUAGGGUUAGGGAGCCCUACAGAUUUUCAGAAUUACUGAAGUCCCGACUUGCUGAAGACCCGAAUUGCCUAAGUGCUGAACACAACUGAAGUCCCGAAUUUCAGAAGUGCCGAACAAAACCGAAGUCCCGAAUUGCCGAGGUGUCGAAUUUUUUGUCUUACCCGAAUUUCUGGACCAAACCGAAUUUUUCAAUGUGAAAAAACAGAAAAUUAAGCCUUAUAUUUGACCCUGUAACUUUCAAAAACACUAUAAAACCUUUACAUGGGGAGUACUGUUAUAGUCGCGAAAUUUCACUGAACACAAAUAGUGUUUCAAAACAGUAAAAUGUAUCACAACAAUGAUAUCAUCAGUGAAAGUGCUGUUUGUAUGUGAAAAAUUCAAAAAAUGUCACUUUCACUGACAAUAUCAUCGAUCACCCGACGGCCCAGGAGUGAGGGGGGGUUUGAGCUUCCAGGGUUUAAAUGUGCCGCGGACGUCGUUAAUGACCGUUUUUUGCCUGACGUACCCUGUACGUCUGUGGUCACUAAGGGGUUAAACAAGAUCCGAAAAUAUGAUAGCGUAAAGUGAAAAAAAGGAGAGCAGGAGAAAGUGUUUUGUUGUAAUAAUCAACAAGUAUGAAGGGUAUUGAGAAAUCCCUACAAGGGUAUAAAAAUUCCCUAUAUAAAAUCUAAGUGUGCUGCAUACACAAAACAAUAUGUCUAGCCUUAGAAGGGCAAAACCUCCAAGGUGCUCAGGAUAUCAGUUACACAGCAGGCAGCAUACAGAACGUGUAGCCUGUGUAGGACAGUAGGUGAAAAGAUAGUCAGAGAUAGGUAAUAGCCAGUGGUGUUCUCAGAUAGUGUAGUGGGAGUAGACGUGCAUCUAGUCGAAUGGAGGUGUAACCCCACAGCAAAACCAAUGACAACCAAACCCAACUCCUAAACCCUCUGUAGCUAGCAGGCAAUCCAGAGAAAUGGCUAAAGCUAUCCAACCUAAUCACCUUAUGCUAUCUGCUGCUUCAUGGCAGCUAAAAGAUCCUAUGUAGCUUGCCCUGCGUGUUUAAUAUAAAGAGCUGCAGCUAACACAAAUGGAUAGACAAACUAUUCUCCCCUCAAUAGAAACGUGAACUAAAAGAAUAAGUGCAUCGGCACACUAAGUAGAUCAACGCGCAUUUCGGCAGUAAAUCCUGCCUUGUGUCAAGAGCAAAAACCUUUAACUUUAGGAUCUUGUUUAAAUAAAGUUUAUUAUUUUUAUUAUCUUUUGUUGUUUUGCCAUUGUUUUUGAAUGAUUAUUCAAGGAUUUUUUUAAAGGAUGGUUUCUAUCUUUGUUAGGCAGAUUCCUUUACCUUAUUUGUAUUAUUUUUCAAAAUUCUAGAUAAUUACCUUUAGAGAGAAAGAGACCACAGUCAGGGAGUGUUAUUUUUAUGAAUUCAAUUUUUUGUAUUGAUUCAUUUGAUACCUAGGUCUCCUUGUUGCAUGCAAUUCAUUUUAUAUCAUUUAUCACACAGGGAACCAUAAUCCUUCCAAAUCUUUCCUCUGUUCUGUAUGACCCUGAGCAAUGGAAGUCACCCAGAGAGUUCAGCCCGCAACACUUUCUGCAAGAAAAUGGAACAUUUGAAACCAAGGAGGCCUUCUUGCCAUUCUCAUCAGGUGAGAAGACAUACACCUCUAACCAAAUACACAAACCAAUGUGUGUAAUCUGUAAAAGUAACACAUUUCCCUGGUCCUAACAUACAGCCUAUACAGAAAUAUCGAUGGGGAUACAGCUAGUCCUGUGAACUCUAACACAAAAAAAUAGAUGUCCCUACAAGAUUUUAAUUAGUAAAACAAUGACUUGUGAUAAUUUCGUGUGUGAUACAGGAUUAAGUCAAAUUCCUACAUUUAAUGGCAAGAUUCAAUAUAGUAAAUAUAAUAGUAUUAAACAAAAACAAGUAGAAUUUACAGAUCCAUAAUUACUCUAGAAGAAAAUAGUUACAUAGUUACAUAGGCUGAAAAGAGACUUGCGUCCAUCAAGUUCAGCCUUCCUCACAAAUGUUGUUGCUGUUGAUCCAAAAGAAGGCAAAAAAUCUAGUCUGAAGCGCUUCCAAUUUUGCCACAAACUAGGAAAAAAUCCUUCUUGACCCCAAAAUAGCAGUCAGAUGUCUCCUUGGAUCAAGCAGCUAUUACCUCACUAAUUAGAAAUUAUAUCCCUGUAUGUUAUGUUUUUGUAAGUAUUUAUCCAAUUUCAGUUUAAACCUCUGUAUGGACUCUGACAAAACCACCUCUUCAGGCAGAGAAUUCCAUAUCCUUAUUGUUCUUACCUUAAAAAAACCUUUUCUUUGCCUUAGAGGAAAUCUCCAUUCUUCCAGCCUAAAUGUGUGACCUCGUGUCCUAUGUAUAGCCCUGUUUAUGAAUAGAUUUCCAGAUAAAGGUUUAUACUGGCCACAAAUAUAUUUGUAUAAAGUUAUCAUAUCCCCUCUCAGCCGCCGUUUUUCCAAACUAAACAGAUUUCAUUUUUUUAACCUUUCUACAUAACUAAAAUGCUCCAUUCCUUUGAUCAAUUUUGUAGCUCGUCUCUGGACCCUCUCCAGUGUCAUGAUAUCCUUCUUUAGAAUAGGCGCCCAAAAUUGCACAGCAUAUUCAAGGUGUGGUCUUACCAGCGAUUUAUAAAGAGGCAAAAUUAUAUUUUCAUCCCGAGAAUUUAUGCCCCUAUUUAUACAUGACAAAACCUUACUGGCCUUAGCAACUGCAGAUUGACAUUUUAAUAUGAUGUCUAAAUACAAUAAAGUGCAAAAUAUAGAUAGUAAAAAUAUUGAUAAAAAUUUAAUAAAAACACAAAACAAAAAAAUUUGUUAAUACAUACAUUUAUACAAUUAUUACUAUUAAAAAAAAAAAAAUUUGUAUAUUAUUACAUCUCAAAUAUAUGGAGUGUAAUUAUUUGUAGAAUUUAAGACAAGCUCAAGCUAAAAAAAAAGUAAAUUCAGAAAGUCUGCAAAAUGCAUGAAAUUCCUUAUUUCUGCCACUAUAAAAACACAACAUUGGGGUAUGUAUAAUCUAUGUUUAGAGUGUUGUGUUUUGUAAAGUGGUACGGAGAUGUAAAGGUGAGGAGAAACCAAUGAAAAAAAUGACCUCCUUGUUCUACUGGUCUUCGCAGUAAAUAACAUGUGCAAUAAAUAUGCUAUACAGUAACAAUCUCGUACUUAACUAGAAUUGCGUUGAUUAUCCGUGUUCUUGGUUAAUUAGUGGCUCUUGUCUCCUAGGACAACGGGCAUGCUUGGGAGAGCAUCUGGCCAAGAUAGAACUAUUCCUUUUCUUCUCCAACCUACUGAGGACAUUUAGCUUUCAGAUUCCUGAAGGAGAAUGCUAUCCUAGACUGGACUAUGUCCAAGCAGCAACUCUCCAGCCUUACCCAUAUCGGGUCCGUGCUGUAUUGCGCUAA
Messenger RNA from Pelobates cultripes (western spadefoot toad), 10712 nucleotides. The record is from the annotation of a GenBank genome assembly. NCBI's taxonomy places the organism in Eukaryota, Metazoa, Chordata, Amphibia, Anura, Pelobatidae.